CCGUGUGUUCCGCGAUGUGCUCGUCAGCCCGUAUGCCUCGUCGGCCUCGUCGCAAGUAAUGACGUUUAAUUGCGAUUUCUAACACUGGCGCGAUUCGUUUAUCGGUGCGAGACGGGCGCGCGAAUGCGUUCCCCAUGAUCCCGGACGUUCCGUCGCUGCGCACGAGCGGCGCGUCGUCAUAAAACGUUCGUUCCAUGACAGUACGGAGGUUAGGGAUCCCCAUACUUCGCGAACAACGACACGUUUCACCGCGCUCGUCGGCCUUCUCUUCCUCUCUCUCUUUCUCCGCUUUCUCGUCGUGCAGCAAGACGCGAACAUCUGGACGUCCGCGAGCGAGCGUGGAGGCGCAGCUAACCAGAAACAACGCGCCAGGAACCCUAGAGCGACGCGAUGACCGUUGUUAGCGAACGCUAAACCGUCGCUCGGCUCGCCGCAGUCCAGAGAUCGACAAUGGCGAAGUUCAGGAUGCUGCCGCGUACUUCGCGCAUCGUGGCCCUCUGCUCGGCCGCGAAUUUCAUUAACGCCGCGGACCGGGUCAUCAUGCCUAUCGCCAUCGUGCCGAUGACCGACGAGUUCAAAUGGAACCUGUACUGGCAGGGAUGGAUACUGUCCGCCUUUGCUUUCGGAUAUUUCACUAGUCAGAUCAUCGGCGCGAGUACGGCGAGUCGUUUUGGCUGUAAAACGGUGCUCAUGCUAGCGGUUUUGCUGUGGUCUAUUAGCACAGUCAUCACGCCUUUGCUAGCGCAGUCGGUACCACUGCUUAUAGUCUGCAGAGUGGUUCUAGGACUCGGAGAAGGAUUAGGCCUACCAGUAAUAUUUCAUUUAUUCGCACAUAAUGUUCCUGUGGAAGAAAGAUCACGAGCUUUUGGUUACCUAGUGGCUGCUGGUUCAGUUGGCCAAGUGGUCGCGUCUGUUAUAUGCCCACAUUUGGCAUGGCAAACUGGAUUUUACUUGUUUGGGACAGUAGGUAUCAUAUGGACUCUACUGUGGCUGAUGCUGUAUCAGGAAACCAACUCCCAAGACGAGAUACCAUUAUUUGUUCCUAAAGUUGCUCAGAAUAGAAGCUUGCGUUGGACCGAAUUCAUUGCUCACUGGCCCCUGUGGGCUUUGUACAUAGCGCACUUUGCAAUGAACUGGAGCAAUUACAUAAUAAUGCAGUGGCUGCCAACUUAUUUGGCAAGAAACUUGUCUGCGAACAAGGAGAGCAUUAGUUUGACAGCUCUCCCUUAUAUCGUUAAUUCUCUCAUUGGUAUUGUCGCUGGUCACAGUGCUGACACUUUGAUACAAAAAAGAUGGUCUGUUCUCUCUGUUAGAAGAUUGAUGACAAAUAUAGGCCUAAUUGGACCAGGUGCUUUUCUGUUAGCUUUCUGUGCUGUAGAUAAUCUGCUUGCUGCAGUCAUCUUUGUCUCAAUAUCCAUGGGCCUCUGUGCAUGCAACUCCGCUGGACAUCUAAGUAAUCACGCGGAUAUAGCUCCGAAUCAUGCAGGAAUUACAUUUGCAGUUUCGAAUACAAUUGCAACAGUACCUGGAAUUCUCUGUGGACCAUUAACAGCCGAAUUAGUGACUGCCUCGCACGGUUGGUGGAUGCCGGUUUUCGUUUUGGCGGCAGCGAUUAAUUUCACCGGGGCUAUAAUAUACCAAAGCCACAGUUCGGCGCUUCCAGUGUUGUGAUAUGCUCCAUCUCUCAUCCAGCGAUUAUUUGUCGUUGAGAAGAAAGAAAUGGUCAAGUGUUUGUUGAAAAUAAUGCAAAGAUGUCCAUUUACUUUGAGAUCACUCUAAACAAUCUUCUGAAUGAGGUAGCUCUAACUGUUUACAAGAAUGUUGGUGCAUUUGGUCAUCGCGUAUCGGCCAGUCGAAGACAUAUCAUAAUGCUUUAUUUAUAUCUAAAAUAAACUUUUAUUAUCUUUUUCAACGAAGAGCAAAGUGUGAUUUUGACAGAUAGUGCCAUAAUUUGAUGGACAGAAGUAGAACUGGUUUAAAAAGUCAAUCGAAUAAAUGCAGGGCAUGUAUUUAUGAGACUCAUUGUACACCUUAAUUUAUAUAUAUACACAUAUAUCGUAUCACUCACAAAUUAGCGAAAAAACAUUUGUGAUAUGUUUGAAUAAAAAUUUAAAAAUUUUGGUUACAUACGGUUAUACGACAUAAAUGUAUAUUCUAUAAAACAUAAGACUGUACAUAAAAGAAAUUUUAACUUUCA
This is a messenger RNA of Solenopsis invicta (red fire ant), 2197 nucleotides long. RefSeq names its product sodium-dependent phosphate transport protein 1, chloroplastic. Bases 451 to 1671 code for a protein of 406 amino acids. The record is from RefSeq and is a predicted model, not a curated record. NCBI's taxonomy places the organism in Eukaryota, Metazoa, Arthropoda, Insecta, Hymenoptera, Formicidae. Gene Ontology annotation, molecular function: transmembrane transporter activity. Gene Ontology annotation, biological process: monoatomic anion transport; transmembrane transport. The transcript is spliced from 8 exons.